Molecule: messenger RNA, 1197 nt
Organism: Dissoconium aciculare CBS 342.82
Lineage: Eukaryota; Fungi; Ascomycota; Dothideomycetes; Mycosphaerellales; Dissoconiaceae
Product: NAD(P)-binding protein
Exons: 2
Coding region: 1-1197 (398 amino acids)
Biological process (GO): secondary metabolic process
Source: RefSeq, a predicted model, not a curated record
AUGGAGCCUGCCGUCCAGACCGCCGGUCUUGAAUCCAUCUCAAUCAAUACGAUCCGGGCGUCCAAUGCGCAGUGCAGCUUUUUCGACGGCCUGGUCGUCGUCUUCAUCGGCGGGACGGACGGCAUCGGGCGGGAAACAGCGUUGGAGGUCUUCAAGCGGACGACGAGACCGAGAGCAUAUAUUGUAGGGAGGAAUGCCGCAAAGGGCGCUUCACUCGUCGCCGAGCUCCACGACAUCAACGGUGGUGGUCGAGCGACUUUCAUUCAAAAGGACAUAAGUCUAAUUUCCAGUGUUGAUGAGCUCUGCGCCGACCUCGCUCGGCGCGAGCCCAAGAUCAACUGCGUCAUUCUCACUCCUGGAUACAUGACGCUCAAAGGCAGGGACGAGACCAGCGAGGGCAUCGACAAGCGCAUGGCGGUCAACUACUACUCACGCAUGCGGAUAAUUCUAAAUUUAAUGCCAUGUCUAGACCGAGCGGUAGAGGCAGGGGAACUAUCCCGCGUCAUCACCGUGUUGGCUGCGGGAUCCGAAAACGACAUCAUCCACACGGACGACCUGGACCUGAAGCACCACUUCAACCUGAACGAGUGUCUCGCGCACUGCGUCAUCAUGUCCGACUUCAUGGUCGAAGAGCUCGCGCAGAAAUUCCCCAACACAUCCUUCAGCCACUCCUUCCCGGGCUCCGUCAAAUCCGGCAUCACGAACCAACUGACAUCCGCCGCACGACUCGCGGCCAAGGUGCUCUUCGCGACCGCAAACUCCUGGCUCUUGGACUCGCGGGAGUCCGGCGAGCGACAUUUCUUCCAGAUGACAAGCGAAUGCUACAAAUCCUGCAAUCGCCAGAUCGGGAUCGCCGUGCCCAGGGGAAUGACCUUCGCGCGCGGGAUGAACGGUGUGCUGGGCAGCGGCGGCUAUCUCCUCGAUUGGGACUGCAAACCUGCGGGCGAGCAUGAGACCAUUGCGAAAUAUCGCGCGCAGGGCCUCGGGCCGAAAACUUGGCAGCACACGGCGGAGAUUUUCGAACAGGCGCUGCAGAGAAGCCGGCGAGAUGCGAAACGUCCGGCGGGAGAGGAGGCGGAUGGCAAUGGUAUUCGAGCAGUGCCGAAUCCAGUCGGUUGGAGAUCAGCGGAACCGCAGACGGAAGAUCUACAACAAUCGAGGAAUCCGCCCGGCUGGCGUGCAGGGUCGUUUCGCUGA